Molecule: messenger RNA, 1428 nt
Organism: Lodderomyces theae
Lineage: Eukaryota; Fungi; Ascomycota; Pichiomycetes; Serinales; Debaryomycetaceae
Exons: 2
Coding region: 1-1428 (475 amino acids)
Biological process (GO): actin filament bundle assembly; actin cortical patch localization
Cellular component (GO): actin cortical patch
Molecular function (GO): phosphatidylinositol binding; actin filament binding
Source: RefSeq, a predicted model, not a curated record
AUGGGUAUCAGCAAUCCAAUUCCAAGGAGUUUAAAGAGCGAGUCACGAAAAGCAGCAAAGACGUUGGCGUCGUUUAUCAAGCCCAAUCAGAUCGCCGGGCCUGACCAAAUUAUCCCCCCUCGGAUCUUGAAGAAUGCCAAAGGGUUAGCCGUCAUCACUGUUUUGAAGGCAGGAUUUCUUUUCUCAGGUAGAGCAGGAUCGGGCGUUAUUGUUGCACGUUUACCCGAUGGCUCCUGGUCGCCACCGUCUGCAAUUGUUACUGCAGGUGCUGGGGCGGGAGGUAUGAUUGGUGCUGAAUUGACUGAUUUUGUGUUUGUUUUAAACACAAAAGCUGCUGUUGACACAUUUGCGCAAUUGGGUUCAGUCACCUUGGGUACGAAUGUUUCAGUUGCAGCUGGGCCUUUAGGAAGAAGUGCAGAAGCAGCAGGAACAGCAUCAUUGAGUUCAGUUUCUGCCGUUUUCGCAUAUUCCAAGACAAAAGGUUUGUAUGCUGGUAUCUCAUUGGAAGGAUCGGUAUUAAUGGAGAGAAGAGAAGCCAAUAGAAAGUUUUAUGGAAACAAUUGUAAGGCAAGAAAUAUUUUAGCGGGACAAGUUGACACACCACCGGCAUGUGACUCACUUAUGAGAGUGUUGAAUUCAAGAGUGUUCAGUAAUAGAUUGGACUAUGAUGAGGAGGACUUUUAUGACGAUGACUACUACGAUGACAUUCCUGAUGAAUUUUCCGACACUACAUCUGAGUACUCGGAACGCCGUCGUGGAAGUUUAGUUGGAGCACGAGGACCAGGAGGAGGAUCAAGAAGAAGAAGGAGAUACUCGGAUGAAUACUCAGACGAUGAUUAUUACUCGGAUGAGGACGAUCACGGUCGCGGACACAGUAACGGGCGAAGAGAACGGAGAUAUGACGACUACGAUCAUGGAAGAAGGGACAAGAACUAUGAUGAUUACGAUGGUGGAAGAAGAGGUGGGAGGUCACGUACAAACACUGCCUCGAGUGUGGGAGGAAGUGCCGGUUUGUCAUCUGGUGGAAGAACAAGGACACCUUCUACCAGUAAGACUGGCUCUGCGUGGGAAGACGACAUAUAUGAUUCAGGCUACAAUGGUAAAACGAGAUCGAGGGGUAAUAGUGAUGUCGAUAGACUAAAUGCUCGCUUGGGAAAUACCAGACUAUCACCAAAUAGAACAAAUGGAGAAGCCCCAUCAAGACCGCUGACUCUUUCCAAGCCCAAUUUUGGUGGUGCACCGAAAACAAAUUCAAACCAAGCUAUUGCUCUAUAUUCAUUCAAAGGAGAACAAAGCGGUGAUUUGCCAUUCAAGAAGGGAGAUGUUAUCGACAUAUUGAAAAAGACUGAUACCGUUGAUGAUUGGUGGACGGGUAGAAAUAAUGGAGUAACUGGUAUUUUCCCUGCAAACUAUGUUGAGCUUAUUUAG